CAUGGACUUAAGCAUGAAAACUAAAGAAUGUAAUAAAGGAAAGAGACGCCGAAAUAGAACGAUUUUUAGCGAAAAAUCUAUUAAAGUUCUUGAAGAAGCGUUUAAUAUAGAUCCGUAUCCAGAUUUUGAACGAAGAGAGAUGUUAGCUGAUGAAACAGGAAUAGCAGAAGCUAGAAUUCAGACGUGGUUUCAAAAUAAACGCUCUAGAGCUAAACGCACUACUAAACAACCGAAAGCAAUUAAAAGGCCUACAAAACCGGAAUCUCCCCGAAACGUAGAAGUUGAAAAGCCUACGCAAGAAAAAAUUGAAAAAUCUGCUGAUAUACCAUACUUUCCCGAACGUCUGCCACUUCAGUCGGUUGAAUUUUUGCCGAACUUUCCAUCUCGACUGCCUCUACAAUAUUCUCCAACCUAUCCAACCGUCUCUCCAUUUCUUUCAUGGCCAAGAGCAUUCUGCGAUUUAUCAACUGUUCAAAGAAACUAA
This is a messenger RNA of Dimorphilus gyrociliatus, 484 nucleotides long. Lineage: Eukaryota; Metazoa; Annelida; Polychaeta; Dinophilidae. The record is from the annotation of a GenBank genome assembly.